UUGUACGGUGCAGCAUGUUACGAAUUCUAUCCAAACUUCCCAAAAACAAAUUUAAACUAAUAGAAAAUGUUGUUACACAAAAACGUUAUAUCAGAGGUUUGCCUCGUCAAAAGGAAGUCUUAAGGAUAUUACCAAGUCAAAAUGGAGAACCACCCGAUGAAGUGGAAAUGGCCAGAAAAGAAUUGGCUGAACUAACCGGCGGCAUGGAUUUAGAGCAAUUAAAACAAAUGCUUAAACCAUCUAAAGCUGGCACAAAACUUGCCCUUACCCUGAAACAAGAAAACCAACAACAAGAAGUCCAACAUUCCGUAGAGGAGAAACUACCACUGCAACCCACAUAUAAUUUGGCUGCUUAUGUCACUAAAUCGGAGCUAUUGCAGGGCUUCAUAAAAUUGGGUGUGGACUUAAGUUCGUUUGAAAAACGUAAAGGCUUGCCCGAAUUUGUGCUAAAGCUGGAUCUGGAGAAAGAUGUGCAUCCCCGUUUACUUUUCUUGCAAGAUCAAGGAGUUGCCGCCGAACACUUUGGUGAAUUAAUUACUAAGAAUCCUUUAAUAUUUAAAGUUGAACUUGAUGACAUGCAGACCAGGGUCAAUUACUUAGAGUCGAAAAAGUUCACAAAAAAACAAAUUCAAAGAAUACUUACAUUGAACCCCUACUGGAUAAUGUUCUCCACCAGACGUGUUGAUAAGCGCUUGGGUUAUUUUCAAAAGGAGUUCGCUUUGAGUGGAGAUGAUGUGCGAUUCCUGAGCAGCAAGCAGCCAAGACUUAUUACCUAUAACAUGCAACACAUACAGGAUGCAACUUUUUGCAUAAGGGAAGAAAUGGGUUUCAAUAAGGAAGAAAUUAAAGUUCUGCUGCUAAGUAAACCACGAUUAUGGAUGUUAAAACCUGAUGAUUUGGUAGAACGUUUUGCUUAUGCCCACCAAGAAAUGAAAUUGAGUCAUGAAAUGCUACUUCAGCAACCUGAAAUUUUAGCAUCAAGAGAAUUUCGUCUAAGAGAACGUCAUGAAUUUUUGAAAAUGUUAGGACGAGCACAAUACGAUCCACAGAAGGACAUGUAUAUAUCACCCAAAAUUAUGGUAGAAGGCAAUAAUUUUCAUUUUGUUCGAAAAAUAGCAAAAAGUGACAUGGAGACAUUUGAAUUGUUUUUAAAAUCACGAUAAUUUAGAUAUUUUGAUGUUUGUAUAUA
Messenger RNA from Stomoxys calcitrans (stable fly), 1189 nucleotides. RefSeq names its product transcription termination factor 3, mitochondrial (gene mTerf3). The record is from RefSeq and is a predicted model, not a curated record. Gene Ontology annotation, cellular component: mitochondrion. Gene Ontology annotation, molecular function: double-stranded DNA binding. Gene Ontology annotation, biological process: mitochondrial ribosome assembly; regulation of DNA-templated transcription. The coding region runs from base 15 to 1163 and encodes 382 amino acids. Lineage: Eukaryota; Metazoa; Arthropoda; Insecta; Diptera; Muscidae. The transcript has 2 exons.